Python bivittatus (Burmese python) is the source of this 1358-nucleotide messenger RNA. RefSeq names its product fatty acid binding protein 6 (gene FABP6). NCBI's taxonomy places the organism in Eukaryota, Metazoa, Chordata, Lepidosauria, Squamata, Pythonidae. Gene Ontology annotation, molecular function: lipid binding. The record is from RefSeq and is a predicted model, not a curated record.
UCAAAAGGGGGCAGGUUAAUGAGCAGCUCUUCUUCUAUUUGUGGGGGGAAAGAAGAGCCCGCCCAUCUCGCGGAAGCGUCUCAUUGGCCCUGCAGGACCUCUAGCGAAAUAAUGUGGAAGGUAAGAUCUAUCUGGAGGAAAUGCAAGAGGAUGUGCCUGAGUUUGGGGAGGAGGAAGAGGAAGAGGAUGCAGAUGUGCUAUUCCAAGAAAAAGUUUUUGAUCAUGCCCAGCAGGUUCCACCAAACAAUUAUGACAGGACAGAUGUUAAGGAACCAGAAGUGGAACAUGAACUAGAAAGAGAGGUGGAGAGCAGGGAACAAGGUCAGAGCUGAAUUCCUCAACACGGGCUGAUAGUUAGCGCUUUACCUGGACUAUGAGGAAGAGCCCUUUGUUACCCUGGUGGAUGGCAGUACUGGGAGAGCAACAGGGGAGUGCCAGAUUCAUCACGACUAAGACCUUCAUCUGCAAGUUUUUCAUUGGCAUCCCACAGAAGAUGAGUUUCACUGGAAAAUAUGAAGUGGAAAAUGAAGAAAAUUAUGACAACUUUAUGAAGCGCCUAGGUCUUCCUGAUGAUGCAAUUGAGAAAGGAAGAAAUUUCAAGAUAAUUUCUGAAAUAAUUCAGAAUAAUGAUGAAUUCACCUGGUCCCAGAUUUAUCCAGGAGGACAUACCUUGACUAAUAAGUUUGUUCUUGGCAAGGAAUCAGAGAUGGAGACAGUAGGAGGCAAAAAAUUCAAGGCAAUACUUAGAAAGGAAGAUGGCAAAGUGAUUUCUGACUUUCCAAACUAUCAUUAUACUGCAGAGAUUGCUGGGGAUAAACUUAUUGAGAUUUCUACAGUUGGUGAUGUAACCUUCAAGAGAAUCAGUAAGAAGCUGUCAUAAGAAGUAAAUUGGAGAAGAAAUAAUCCAGUCCUUAGCCAUACUGAAAAAUGAACAUGGUUAUAUAAAGCGAUAGACCUUUCUCUAAGUCUGUAUUUGUUUUGCAAACAAAUGAAAGACACCAUUUAUUUCCCAUAUAUAUUUUUCCCUCUUCCCUCUAUAUAACACAUUGGUGGAAUCCUUAAUUAUCUAACUAUUCCUAAUAAAGAAGAGCAAGAUUUCAGGCAUUGUUAUGUGGAAAUUUCCCAUAAUACACAUGAUAAAGAGUGAAUGAACACUUUUCUUUUUGCCAUCAUAUUGUGGCUGGCUUUCCACCACACACUACCGUAUGGCAAAACCAAACAAAUUACAUUUUGGCUCAGUACAUUCUGUGCUUCUAGCCACAACAGUUCAUCAACCAUAUUUUAGAGCAUGAUGUGAUGUGUGAAGGGUGGCUUUUAUAAACCAUCUAAUACAUAUGGUUAUAAACAAAUAAGCAGAA